Molecule: messenger RNA, 2517 nt
Organism: Diceros bicornis minor
Lineage: Eukaryota; Metazoa; Chordata; Mammalia; Perissodactyla; Rhinocerotidae
Gene: SLC25A14
Product: solute carrier family 25 member 14
Exons: 8
Coding region: 45-1124 (359 amino acids)
Biological process (GO): mitochondrial transport
Cellular component (GO): mitochondrial membrane
Source: RefSeq, a predicted model, not a curated record
UAUUUCGCGCUUUCUUUUUUAGGCUCGCGGGAGGUGGACUUGGAAUGCCUGCGCCACCGUUGCCGAGGCGACGACUUGGUUACUUCCGUUGGUUUCAAUGCUUCCGGGUUGGCGUUGCGGUGGCGUUUCCGACUGGGGGAGCCUCGGCUUCCCAGUCGUCCGAUGAGCCCGAGCAGCACCAGAAAAGUGCCACUGUAAGCCAUGAGAUGUCUGGUCUGAAUUGGAAACCCUUUGUAUAUGGCGGCCUUGCCUCCAUCGUUGCUGAGUUUGGAACUUUCCCUGUGGACCUAACCAAAACGCGACUUCAGGUUCAAGGCCAAAGCUUCAAAGAGAUAAAAUACCGAGGAAUGUUUCAUGCCCUGUUCCGAAUCUAUAAAGAAGAAGGUAUAUUGGCUCUAUAUUCGGGAAUCGCUCCUGCUUUACUAAGACAGGCAUCAUAUGGCACCAUUAAAAUUGGCAUUUACCAAAGCUUGAAGAGAUUAUUUGUAGAACGUUUAGAAGAUGAAACUCUUCUAAUUAAUAUGAUCUGUGGGGUAGUGUCAGGAGUAAUAUCUUCCACUAUAGCCAAUCCCACCGAUGUACUAAAGAUUCGAAUGCAGGCUCAAGGAAGCUUGUUCCAAGGCAGCAUGAUUGGCAGCUUCAUUGAUAUAUACCAACAAGAAGGUACCAGGGGUCUGUGGAGGGGUGUUGUCCCAACUGCUCAGCGGGCUGCCAUCGUUGUGGGGGUAGAGCUACCAGUCUAUGAUAUUACGAAGAAGCACUUAAUAUUGUCAGGGGUGAUGGGAGACACAAUUUUAACUCAUUUUGUUUCCAGCUUUACGUGCGGCUUGGCUGGGGCUCUUGCUUCCAAUCCAGUUGAUGUGGUUCGAACUCGCAUGAUGAACCAGAGGGCAAUUGUGGGACAUGUGGACCUCUAUAAGGGCACUUUGGAUGGUAUUUUAAAGGUAUGCACACUGUGGGCUUGGGUUGCAUUUUUAGUUUUCUUUAUGUCUCAGACCUUAUUUCAGUCCUUAUUCUUGGUUGCUACAUAUCAUUCUGAAGAUGGAAGAAUUGUUAUGUAUAUUUUUAGUAGCCUUUCAGAGUCAUUCCGAGGUAGAAAAGCUGUUUCCUUGGCAAUCUGCUGAUGCACAGUGGUCCUUAAUGUAAUUAUUCCAAUCUGAAUGCUUGAGAAUGUAGGACACUUUUAUCAGUAGCACUAUGUAGAAUUAUUGAUAGAAAGGACUUAACAUAUCCCACAUUUGCCUGCUUCAGACAAGACAGAGACCCUGUAAUAGAAAAUCUGGUGCUUAAUUUCAGUUCAGUGUUGUGCUAUUGUUCACACUUUGGCUUUGAAGUUUCUGCUAUGUUAUGUUUGUAGGAAGCUGAAUAUCAUAAAUGUAUUAUAUAAUCACUGGUGAUAAUACUUCUACAAAAAACAAAUUUGGGACUAAAAUAUGAUAUUUCCAUAUGGUUUCUCUGCUGUUAUCAGUUUAGUUUAACAGCUUUUAUCUAUCAGGCACCUUUUUAGAAGGUACAGAGAAAUUAUAGCGUGCUGCAUGUGUACAAACAGAUAAUCAACACAGCUUGGUAAGUGUUAAACUCGGGGAUCUGUGGGAGGAAAUUUUAGUCCAAUUUGGAAGUUUGGGAUAGGCUCCCUGUAGAUGGUGGCAUCUUGAGUAAUAAUAAGUUACAUCUGUUGAGGGCUUUACUGUGUAUCAGGAACUGUCCUAAUGAGACUUACACAUAUUCAUUUAUUUAAUCCUCACCAUUACCCCAUGAGGUAGAUACUGAAGCACUGAGAGAUUAACUAACCUGCCCAAGGUUUCACAGCUAGUCAGUCGGACAGCUGGGAUUUAAACUCAUAACACUUCGCUUCAAACUGUCAUUCUUAACCUCUGCGCCAUGGUGCCUUCCUCAUGUUGGUGGCUGUGGGUUAGUUAGGUUAUAAAAGAUACUGAAUGCUAUGAUGAAGUGCUUGGAGGUUUUUUUUACUUGAUGGAUAGCUAUUGAAAGACUUUAAUCAGGUCAGAUUUGCAUUUUAAAUAAAUCACUGUGGCUUUGUGGAGACUGAAUCUAAGGCAGUGGUUCUUAAUCUUAGGUGCACAUUGGAAUUAUCUGGGGAAUUUUCACAGCUUCUGUGUCUACCUUAGACCAAUGAACUCAGAACCGCUGAGGGUAGGACCCAGCUGUCAAUAUUUUUAAAACUCCUCAGGUGAUUGCAAUGUUCACCCAAGGUUGAAAACCAUUAAUCUAAGGGGAUAAGCCUGGAUCAGUGGUCGUAAAACUUUAAAGUGCAUCAGAAUGACCUGGAGGGCUUGUUAAAAUGUGCCGGGCCCCAUCACUAGAUUCUGAUUUAGUAGGUCUGGAGGACCUGAGAAUUUGCAUUUCUAACAAGUUCCCAGGCAAUACUGAUGCUGCUAGCAUGGGGACCACAUUUUGAGAACCACUGACCUAGGAUAGGGAAGCUGUCGAGAAGGCUCUUAUAGUAGUCUAAGCAAGAAGUGAUGAGGGCUUGAACUCGAGCAUGGUAAUGGGUAU